AUGCAGUACGUGCGCAAUAUCAGCGACUCGGUGUCGACGGCAUGGAACUCGAUAAAUCCUGCCACCCUCAGCGGCGCCAUCGACGUCAUCGUUGUUGAGCACGCGGAUGGCACGCUGGCCUGCUCGCCUUUCCACGUUCGCUUCGGCAAGUUCUCCUUGUUGCGACCCUACGAGAAAAAGGUAGAGUUCCGAGUCAAUGGCGCCAAACAGGAAUACUCCAUGAAGCUCGGCGAAGGUGGCGAGGCCUUCUUCGUCUUUGAAACCACCGAGACCAUCCCCGAGUCCAUGCAGACCUCGCCUCUAGUCUCCCCAGCCAGCAGUCCGCCCCUCGGCCCCGACGAGUCUGUCUCCCAGCUUGGACUUCCCGAUCAGUUCGCGCUGGAUGGCGACUCUCCUGUUGGCCGCAGAGCUUCCGAUGACCACCUCCUGGAUGAAAAUGGAUAUCCCACUCCCGCGUCGUCUCCCCUCAACCUGUCGAAUCCCAGACCAGCUUCCGGCGAUUGGUCUGCCGCGCUUGCCCGUCCUCGCAGCGAAGAUAUCUUGCGCCCUUCCGCCCGCGCAGUUGAACGAGACACAAGCGAAGUUGCUGAGCGAGGCUCUGAGCGGUCUCGGAGCCCAUCCCCUGUCAACAUCCAAGAAGCCCUCGAACGUGCCACGACGCUAUCCCGCGGACUUUCUGCGGUCAACAUUCCCAGUCAAGUUACCGAGACUGGUGAUCUUAUGCUGGACAUGAGUGGUUUCCGAAGCAGCGAAGAAGAAAUGCUCCGCGCCGAGAUCCAGGCUCGAAAGAUUCUCUCUGAAGAAUUGGACGGCAACUACGAUAUCGGUGCGCUCUUUGGGUUCGACGAAGAAGGCAAUUUGUGGAUUUACAGCAGCGAGAGUGCCAAAAAGGCUGCCAUGAACAAAACCAUCGAAUCAUCCCUGCACGCGCAUCGCCACGGCGUGGCUGCCGAUGCAGUGUCUGAUCCUGGUUAUCAAAGCGAUGGCAGCGAUGUGACCAAUUCUCCUCGUGUACCGACUCAUCGCCGCUCCGAGUCGGAUGCUGGCCCUGUUGGCCUUCAAACACCUCCGCACACCCCCGCCGAUGCUGGUGUUGGCAAUCCGAAUCGCAACUAUGCCAAGACUCUGCGCUUGACUAGCGACCAGCUCAAGGAGCUUGAGUUGAAGUCGGGUGAGAAUCCCAUGAGCUUUACCGUCAACCGUGCCACAUGUACCGCCAAUAUGUACCUCUGGAAGCACGAUACCCCGGUCGUCAUCUCCGACAUUGACGGAACAAUCACCAAAUCAGACGCCCUAGGCCAAGUGCUGAACAUGAUUGGUCGCGACUGGACUCAUGCUGGCAUUGCCAAGCUUUACAGCGACAUUGCUCUCAAUGGAUAUAACAUCAUGUAUCUCACGAGUCGCUCCGUCGGACAGGCCGACACCACGAGAGCGUACCUCAACAAUAUUGUUCAAGAAGGAUGCAGGAUGCCUCAUGGCCCUACCAUUCUGUCUCCUGAUCGAACAAUGGCGGCUUUGCGUCGCGAGGUGUACCUCCGCAAGCCACACGUCUUCAAGAUGGCUACGCUUCGCGAUAUCGCCAAUCUCUAUGGCCCCAACGGGACACCCUUUUACGCUGGCUUCGGUAACCGACUAACAGAUCAAAUCUCCUACCGUACUGUUGAUGUUCCACGAAAGCGCAUCUUCACCAUCAACUCUAACUCGGAAGUUUCGCUUGACCUGCUCAGCUUGAACAAGCUCAGGAUGACGUAUGUGCAUAUCAAUGAAGUCGUCGAUCACUACUUUCCCUCGGUUUCCAUGCUCGUCAAGGGUGGUGGAGAGGACUACACCGACUUCAAGUACUGGAGAGAUAACCCUCUUGAGCUGGAUGAAUUCUCUGCCAGUGACAGUGAUGACAUUGAGGGGGAGAUCGAGGAGGGCAGCGAAUACACCGAUGGCGAAGACGAAGAGGACAUGGAUGAGCGCCUCGGCGAGAGUUACAUUUCCCAAGCCUCGGUUGACGAGCUGGAUAGUCGCAUGGCGAUGUCCAUGACACAGAGCCAAAUCGAGGAGGAAUUUGAAGCUGGGGACGACGCCGACGGAGAAGAAUACUUGGACGAACAGGAAGACGCCGCCGACGACGACGACGACGAGAAAAUCAUAAAGAAGAACGCAGAUGAUCUUGAAGAAGACUACGCUGCGGAAAUUAUUACUGGGGGCAUCGCCACACUCGAUAUCAACAAUCAUGCGCCGCCACAAGUUCUAGAACCCGUCGAGAUUCGCUCCCCGUCCGACUAA
This is a messenger RNA of Akanthomyces muscarius, 2277 nucleotides long. RefSeq lists its product as uncharacterized. Bases 1 to 2277 code for a protein of 758 amino acids. The transcript is spliced from 3 exons. Gene Ontology annotation, biological process: fatty acid catabolic process; triglyceride biosynthetic process. Gene Ontology annotation, cellular component: nucleus. Gene Ontology annotation, molecular function: phosphatidate phosphatase activity. Lineage: Eukaryota; Fungi; Ascomycota; Sordariomycetes; Hypocreales; Cordycipitaceae. The record is from RefSeq and is a predicted model, not a curated record.